Messenger RNA from Talaromyces stipitatus ATCC 10500, 897 nucleotides. Its product is annotated as kinesin light chain, putative. The coding region runs from base 1 to 897 and encodes 298 amino acids. Gene Ontology annotation, molecular function: protein binding. The transcript is spliced from 2 exons. Lineage: Eukaryota; Fungi; Ascomycota; Eurotiomycetes; Eurotiales; Trichocomaceae. The record is from RefSeq and is a predicted model, not a curated record.
AUGCACAAACUUGAGCCUAUUACGACCCGAAACUGGCUUAGAAAGAAUGCGCUAUUCAGUAACUGGAUACAACGGGUGGCUGAUCAUAUGCAGAACGUGUUUCCAGAUGAUCACCACACCAAUCGAGGACUUCGGUGGGAAUCCCUUCCUCAUGCAUUAGCACUUAACAAGAGGACAAAGUAUCUUGAUUUAACCGAAAGGAUUGCAGAUUGCCUUGCUAGUGAUGGAAGAUAUCAAGAAGCAGAGGUACUUUACAAGAAGCUGGUCGGGGUCAAUCAGGAGAAAGGUGGCUCAGAACAUGUCUUCACUCUGACCAGCAUGGCAAACUUGGCAGAAACCUACCGAAAUCAGGGUCGAUGGAAUGAAGCUGAGAGGCUAAAUGUACAAGUAAUGGAAACAUGGAAGACAGUGCUGUGCGCUGACCGUCCUGACACUCUGAGCAGCAUGAACAACUUUGCCUAUACUUGGAAAUCACAAGGAAAGCUACAGGAUACCUUGACUCUAGUAAAAAAGUGCUCUGACAUGCGCCGGAAAGUAUUAGGGCCUAGUCACCCAGGUUCCAGAUCAUCCUCUUGCGCUCUCAACAAUUGGAUGGAUGAGUAUAAUGCAUUAACAGAUCAAACACCGCUCACUAGAGAAAAAAGUUCGCAGCCUCAACGGGAAGUUUCAGCAGGAUCUUCAGCAGCUGUAGUAACUACCUUGUCGACCUAUGAAGAGCACAUCAAUCUACCUUAUACCCUAAGACGAUCAGCUGCUCAACUAUUCCUUGGAAGUCAUCCUCUCAUCAUUGCUGCUAGGACACCCUCACCCGCGCCAGAAGGCCAGAACUUACAUGAUGUGGAUUACUUUCGCACCGCCUUAUUCUUGCACCAUUCCGCUAGACAAGAGGUGAGUUAA